Messenger RNA from Castor canadensis (American beaver), 3910 nucleotides. RefSeq names its product PRKR interacting protein 1 (gene Prkrip1). Lineage: Eukaryota; Metazoa; Chordata; Mammalia; Rodentia; Castoridae. The record is from RefSeq and is a predicted model, not a curated record. Gene Ontology annotation, biological process: negative regulation of protein kinase activity. Gene Ontology annotation, cellular component: nucleolus. Gene Ontology annotation, molecular function: protein kinase inhibitor activity; protein kinase binding; double-stranded RNA binding.
GGCAGCUGGGAGGCCGCCAUGGCAAGCUCCGCGGCGUCUUCAGUGCGACCGCCGAGGCCCAAGAAAGAGCCGCAGGCGCUCGUCAUCCCCAAGAAUGCUGCGGAGGAGCAGAAGCUCAAGCUUGAGCGACUCAUGAAGAACCCGGACAAAGCCGUUCCAAUUCCAGAAAAAAUGAGUGAAUGGGCCCCCCGGCCUCCACCAGAGUUUGUCCGAGAUGUAAUGGGUUCAAGUGCGGGGGCUGGCAGUGGAGAGUUCCAUGUGUACAGGCAUCUGCGCCGCAGAGAGUACCAGCGACAGGACUACAUGGACGCUGUGGCUGAGAAGCAAAGGUUGGAUGCUGAGUUUCAGAAGAGGCUGGAAAGGAAUAAAAUCACUGCAGAGGAGCAGACUGCAAAGCGCCGAAAAAAGCGCCAGAAGUUAAAGGAGAAGAAGUUACUGGCAAAGAGGAUGAAACUCAACCAGAAGAAACAACAAGAAGGGCCCAGUCAGUCCCAGGAGCAGCCAGCCAGCAGCUCUGAGGAGGCAUCUGAAACGGAAGAGGAGGAGGAGGAGCCCAGCUUUGUCAUGGGGCGAUGAGGUGUUUCAUAGCAGCCACCUGGGGAGCCUGACUCAUUCUGUGACCAGGGCUUCAGGAAGCCCUCAACAUAACCAGAAGGGAAAGGAGGCUAUUUGGCUCAGCCUCAUGAACUCAUUGUGUAUGAGCUUGUGAGAGCCCACGACAUCACACAGUCCUGCCUGCCUUAGACCUGGGAGACAGAAGAACUAUCUCCAGGAUGUGUGAGAGCCCCACCUUGCAGCUCCUUCCACACUCCUGCUGAAAGAGAAAGUGCCUCACCUUCCACUGCUGGCACCUGUCCUCUGAUAUUUGCGCAGUGAUGAGCUGGGGCUGGUUUCUGUGAAGGGAACAUUUACUUAGUAAAGAACAGAAAACCUUUAGGAUUUGUUCAUACGUGAGAAAUAGUAAUUACUAAAGCCAUUGGAGGCAGUGAAAUGACACAAUAGAGACAGGCCUCAAGAUUCAACAGGUUCUGUUACUCAGACCUCCUCCCAGACUCAGCCAGUGAUGGCAGCCCCCCAUGACUCCGGGGUGGCCCUAGUGGCGGAUACCUGACCCUGUUCCUUCGUGAGGAGUGCAGACCAUACUGCAGAAGAACUGGGCCCACCCAGCCGUUCCCAGAACACACAUGGGCUGCCUUAGCCAAGGGAGGACUGGGCCAGGAAGGACUUCAGGGAAGGGUGCUGCUGGAUGGCAAGCGCCAGUGGGAAAGCAACAAGUGACUAGAAAAAUAAACCAGGUAGAGCCCCUGCAGUGUGUGUUUUUGUGUGGGAGGAGGUUCCCUGGUGCAGCCAAAAGCUAGUUUUUAUCCUGAGGUCAGAGGGGAUGUCAACUGGAAAGGGACGGAAGAGACCUGACUUGCAUAGGUGGGUGGACCUCUUAAAGACAAGUUCUCAGGGCUUUUUGCUCAGGUCACUAGGAGCUGGAGGCAGAGGAGGAGGCUGCUGUCCUGCUGUUCAUCCUGGUGAUGCAGCCCAAACCUGCGUUCACAGAAGGGAUCAGCACCUCUGGAGUGCAGGGCACCUCCUGGGAUCCAGGAUGGUGGGAGGUGAUCCAUGGUGGCUUUGGGUCAAAGGGGUGACAGGGCUGCUCUCUACUCAGAGCCUUUGCUUAAGUUUGGAUUCUGCCCAGUUUAUUCCUGGGCCUAUUGUGUACCCUUAUGGACUUUAAUAGUGUUGAGGAAAUAGUGGUUUCAAGCAAGGGGAAAGCCAAGAACGUUUUUCUUUUAUUUCUGUAACAUGGAUUCCCUGGCCCCACUCUGAGCCAUGUGACGUUGGUGAUAACUUCUGACCCUGCAAUGGUUCAGGUCAUGGGAGUUUUCCUUUCCCAGGAAGCUGAACUGAAGAGUCAGCACUGAUGAGCACACGCCCUGUCCGUGCACCUGGAAAGCAGGAACCAGCUGCUGGCUUUGUGAUUUGUUUCUAGUUCCCCUGUGUCUCUGGGCUUCCUUAUCUCCCACCCCACCCCCCACUAUGUGUCACAGCUCUUGGCUUUAACCUGCAGCCUGGACUUUGUGGGCCUUCUCUCCCCUGAGGCAGCUGAGGGGCAGAACUAGGAACCCAGAGGCCUGGGUUUGAAUCCUCAUGCUGCCUCUGGUAGGUCAUGACUGGGCCUCGUUCCUUCCUGCCUCUGCCAUUCCCUUGACUGCGCUCUGAGUGAGACGCGCCCAGCAGAUGUCGAAUGGCUAACCAAACGAUGCCAUGCUGACUGUUGACAUAAGGCAGAGGCUGUCUGUCUGGAAAAAGGUUCUGGCCACUGUUAGGAGGUCAUCAGUACUUUGAACUAAAUGACUCUCCGACUGCCUAUAGGGUAUUAUUUGGGAAAGUGAAGGUGUUGUCACCAAGAAGGGAAUGGAUGAUUUGGUGUCCCCCAACACCAAACCACAAUUGGAGGAGAAUCGUGAGGUAAUGUCCUUGUUGAUGGCUCGUGGGUGGAGAGAAAUCUGGAACUGAACUCCUGAGAAUAUGUAGCAUAACUUCUGUCUCAGAACCUCAAGCCUGUGGCCAAAUCACCCUGGACACACCCUGUCUCACCCUGGACACGCCCUGUCUCGUCUUGUCUCGUCUCAGAGGCUGGGCCAGUCGGGCCUGGUCUUGGAAGAGAGAAAGCUUCAUACAGGUUUCUGAUUGUCAGCAAGGUAGGCUUUCAUUCUUUCAUUCACUCACUCCCUCCCCUCCUCCCUCCACAGAUCUGUAUGGCAGCCCUGGGGCCCACAGGUUUUGCGCUAGAAUACCCUGCCCUUCAGUUGGGCUCCCCAUGGGCUUUACCAGCUAAGUUCACCAACGACUAAGUGGUAGAGCUGAGAUUAAACUCCAGAGUCCUGGAGAGGCCGUGUGUAGCCCACGCUUGAUGGAGAGGUGCCCAGCACUGCAGGGCUGCAGGCAACAGGCCCCUCGAGUGAGCUCCCUGGUACCUGUGUGCACGUGUGUGGGAGUGUCAUAGAGCAGUUGGUCGUCGUUACUCAUGGAUUGUGAAUUCUCCACUCAUUAAAGCUUAUCUGUAACCCAGUCCACACUCAGUGCUUUCAUAGUUAUUCACAACACUGACACUUGCUGAUGACGCGUGCAUCCUCAGACUACGCAGUGAACUCGUGGUUUGUUUAGCAGCGGGUCUUCUGCACUUUCUGCUUUUUCCUGGCGGUCUUGCUGUUUAAAAUGGCCUCGGGUGUGGCGCGAGUAGCACUGCUGGCUGUGAGCCCAGUGUGAGCACAGCAGCAAUAAAAGCAGUAAGGUGCCUUCAUCAGAAACACGAAACCAAGGUGUGGUCAGAGGCUGGAAGAACCCAGUUCUGUUUCCUGAGCCACUCAGUACUCACUAACUCAUUGUUCGGGUUGACUAUAGAACAGGAACUACCACGAGUAUAGAGUAUCAUCUCUCCAUGUGUAAGCAGUGACAGUGAACUGGCACAAGCCGCCCAGAAUUAGAGGUGCAUGAGCACUGAGGGGAGGGGUGCUCUGUGUUGCCCCUCACAUUGGUGCUACCAGCACUUUUCUCACUGGAGUGGCAGGCGUAUCGCAGCCAGCUCUGGCUUCCACUUGCCAGGGGGAGUUUCUGCAGGUCCUCUCCCCUUGACCACUGUCCCCCUCCCCCAUGCAGUGACAGCCUGGUAGAGCAUGGAGAAGGCAGAAGCCUGCAGGCCUGCCCUUCACAGCCCACAGCAUCCAGGUGACUUCCCACCUAGUGCAAUGCAGGACACUCCCACCUGUCUCUCACGUCUGUCUUCUCAGCCAGCAAAUGAGCACUGGUAUGUAUCGUGGUGAAGGAACAGGCCUGUCUUCAUGACCUCCUACAGCUGCCUGCUCUCCCUUCUUAGCCCAGCUCCCAGAGUUUCUUCUCUUCACCUCAUCCUGCACUG